UAGUUUCGAGGCAUGCGCAUAGUUUGAUAGUUAUACCUAUUAAAGUGUACCUUCUGCCUGUCUAUAAAAAUAUUACUUUGAGACCGAAGGAAAGCUUUACAGUAUUAUAGUUAUCUUGUCUAAUAAUCUCGCAUAACAAGUAAUAGCAGUUUGAGUGAAUUCAUUAGUUUUUUCAUCAAAUCAAACUAGUUCCCAUGUGUCUAGUUAAUUCUAAUUCUAUCAAAAACAAAUUUCUGAAGCGUAUAGUAGACCAUAUAUUUUAUCUCACAUUUGUUUUUGUUUAUGUACCUGGGUUCUCCUAUUUUCAUCUGGCUAUUGUGCUGCCAACGUUUGUAGAAGCAUGGAGUCUAUCACAUUAUAUUCACCUCUUUAUUUCAUAUUUCCUUUUACUUAAUGUUAUAAGCAAUAUGAUUUUUGGCAUGUUUACUGAAACUAGCAUAAAAGGCAGGUUUUUAAGUAUUGUUGAUAUAAGAGAUUGGACUUUGUGUAGUGUUUGUGAAUGUCUAUGUCCCCCUCGUUCCUGGCACUGCAAUAUUUGUAAUAUAUGCAUUUUAAAGAGAGAUCACCAUUGCACAUUUUUCGCUUGUUGCAUAGGAUACUUUAACUUUAGAUAUUUUAUAUAUUUUACUCUCUAUACUUUUAUUUGUAAUACAUACUCAUUGUAUUAUAAUGUGAAAUAUUUUGCACCAUUUUUUGUAUGGAACAAUGGGAUUGUUAUUUUAAAAUUUGUUUUUCCAUUAAUAAAUAUAUUUUUUGGUUUUGGUUAUGAAACUAUGGGUGUGUUUUUGAUUGUUCUUAAUUUUCUAGUUGCUGCUAUUACUGGGUUUUUAUUUAUUUUUCAUUUGAACAAUGUCCUCAAGGGGCGAGUAAGCCCAGAAAUAAAACGUGGUGUAAAAGGUAUGGUCAAUAAAGGCUGGAAGUCGAAUUUAAUAGAGGUAUUUGGUUCUAGAUGGUAUUUAACCUGGCUUGCAGCAUUCAUAAAUAGUCCUUUGCCAGGCAAUGGCUUGGAGUGGGUUGUUGAUGAUAAAUUUGAAUAAUGUAAAUAUGAAACUAACCAAAUAAAUAUAGAAUAGUACCUAAAUCUACAAACUACGAAUUUAAUUAUGUAUUUAAUUUUUAUGGCACAAGGUACUAUUUAUGAAUCUUCAAACACUCCAGUUUAGCUACUGACUCCAAACAUUC
Molecule: messenger RNA, 1182 nt
Organism: Plodia interpunctella (Indianmeal moth)
Lineage: Eukaryota; Metazoa; Arthropoda; Insecta; Lepidoptera; Pyralidae
Product: probable palmitoyltransferase ZDHHC24
Exons: 2
Coding region: 195-1037 (280 amino acids)
Molecular function (GO): palmitoyltransferase activity
Source: RefSeq, a predicted model, not a curated record